Molecule: messenger RNA, 8528 nt
Organism: Pocillopora verrucosa
Lineage: Eukaryota; Metazoa; Cnidaria; Anthozoa; Scleractinia; Pocilloporidae
Product: serine/threonine-protein kinase atr
Biological process (GO): protein phosphorylation; DNA damage checkpoint signaling; telomere maintenance
Cellular component (GO): nucleus
Molecular function (GO): protein binding; protein serine/threonine kinase activity
Source: RefSeq, a predicted model, not a curated record
AUCAUUAUGCUUGGGUUUGUAGCAAAUUGUUUCUUGAAAAUGAAUAGCCAGGAGAAAUAAAGAAAAUCUACGAUUUAGGAAUGGCGAAUACUUCUAGUUCUAUGAGCGAGAAACUCGCACCCAUUAUGGCGACAUUAAUCGCUAGACGAAAUCCCGAAAGUCUUAGUACUCAAGAACACUAUACUUCAGCAAACCAAAUGAAGAAACUUCUGUGUGAGUUUGUGAAUAGCAUAUUGACUGAUCUUGAUGCUGUUGCUGUCCAGUUAUCACGAAAGACUGGAGGUACACCUCAUUCUGAGAUCUUUUGGCAAUUCUUGCAUCAUUGCCUGGAUGCAUUCCCAGAAUGCUUUGUUAGUUUAGAACCCCAGAAUACAAAUGAUGGAAUACUUGCCAUUGGAACAUCCAGUUCACAGGGUAACAAGAUCUGCAAAUCAGGAAAAGUUUUUACAUCAUGGAUCCUCUCAAGAAUUCUUUGUGUUCUUGCUGAGCCAGAUUGCUCUCAGUUGCAUGACAAAUCUGUGUCUGCCAUUCUGUCAUUAAUGCAGCUUGUGAAAGGAAAAGACCUUGUAUAUUACAACACAUGUCUUACAGAAUUUGUUUCACUUUGGGAGGACCUUGUAAUGAUUGAUGAAAAAUUGUUUUCAUCUGGCACCUGUCCUGUUGAUGCUUUGCCUCUCUAUCUUGGCCAUUUUCAGUACACAGAAACCUGUGAUAAAGAGGAGGAGCUCAACAUGGUGAAGAAGUUCAUUUGUAUCAAGCAUGCAGAAGAUUGCCAUACUUUACAAGAAGGAACAAGUAAAAUUAUCAGCCAUUUGGUUUGUGAUAUGUACCAAUAUAAUCACAGCAGUGUGACAAGUUUAUGGACCAUCUGCUGCCACCUUCUUCAGACUGGUCUAUUUCGCAUUAAGCAGGCAGCACUAGAUAUAAUAACAGGUCUGCUACCUUGGAGUGGACUUCCCAGUGUACCUCUUCUGGACAAGUUUGUCAAAUGCCUUUGCUCUUUACUAGAGCUUUUGGUAUCAGGAGUUGCCUCUAAAAUUCCAGUAGAUGGGCGAGAAAAACUCACCACAUUGGAGGUCAGUGUAGCUAAGUGCUUAGAUGUCCUAUCAACAGACCUUCCAUCUGGGAAAAGAGAUCCACUGCAGCUCACAGGCUCAACAUCAGAAAGAUCUCUCAAUGCAUUUCCUGCAUGGCAUGUGAAAUAUUUUCUUUUGAAGCUUAGAGGUGUUUUUCGUGGAGGUGGUCUGCAGAAAUUUCUGACCAAAGAGUUAAAGGUGGCUGUAUGUCAGUUCAUUUCUGGCAUUUACAAAGAUGUGCCCACCAAUGCUGGAAAGACUGGUCUUUUAACGCAACACCAUGUCAGAGAUGACAUAAAUAAGUGUAUAGUUAGUUACCUUGGCACUGAACAACAGCAACAGUUCUUGGUUAAGUGCUUAUUUGAGGCAGUGAUUGCAGAUAGGUGCAACAAGAAGGGCACAACUUGUGUCAAGUCUGAUGCCUCAGGAACAGAUGAGGUCUCAAGUGAAGAAACAAUGGAGAGUAAGACUAGCUCAUCAAAGAAAAGAAAAAUGACCACCAAUUUACAGCCUUCUCUGCCAAGCAAAAAGAAAACGAAUGACUCAAGUUCAGGAACAAUGAGAAGACUUCUUGAAAGAAUCAAAGCACUUAACAUGUCUAUAAUACGUAAGGGAGAUGAAAAGUUGCCUAAUUUGGAUGAGUUCGCCUGUGAGCUGGAAGGCGUCAGAGUCACUGUGGAAGUGAUGGUUCACCUUUGUAGUCAGCAAACAAGGAACCUCGGCGCGGAAAAUCCAAGUGACUUAAGUGAGAUUAAAGAGUUUUUUACAAGCUUGGAUCUCGGCCACCUUUUCUCCAUGUUUAAAAUAUCUCUUCAAAUCAUUGUCCAGACUGCAGAGCUGUCACCGCACGACACAGGGAAAUUUGAUAUCCUUGAUUCGUCUUUUAGAAAACUUGUACAGCUCUGCGGAGCAUUGUACAGCAUAUCAGAUGUCAUUCACAUCCCUCUGGCAUUAUGCCAGUUCUUUAUAUUUCUGGUAUCCAUUCCUUGGCUGUCAAAGAGUGAUCCUCCGUGGGUCGAUCUUCCGCAUGGGUUUGGUCUCUCGCUGGACGGCAUGGUCAGAGUCGGGAGGUCACUUGAUCCUGUGAUUGACAGAGACAGUAGGGUCGAUUGUCUUCAUUUAAUGGCAGUUCUGGAUGCAGCGCCAACCUGGAGAAUGCAAGUGCUUCUUCUAGUUCUUAAAGAUACAAGUGACAUGAAGAUUGUGGCUCUCAAGUAUUUACCUCUGUUGCUGUCCUCUCUUGGCUCCUACUCUUUCCACUUGAUCAAUAAUAUUCUUCCUGGGCUCCUCUCCUGCGGUGAAGGUGUCCAAGUAGAAAUUGCCAAAACUAUUGGCUCAUUAGCCUGCGUGCUUACAGAGAAUACAGUAAUAAAGAAGUUGAGGAACGAACUGCCUUUUCAUAAGUCCAUCUCCAGCAGCAUCACAUUUCUUUGCCCUGAUUGUGAUUCUGUUAUUCAAAACAAAGCAGAUGACAUGGAGGGAACUAAUCCUCAUGCCAUAGUAAAUGCAGCAAACUUCAUUCCUUACCUUCAACUUAUCUCUCCUGAAGCAAGCUCUUCCGUCAAGUGCGCUUUCAUUAAGAGCAUGAAAAGAAUGUUUACACACAUGGCUGUGGCACCUGAUAAUGAAGCUCAAAGAUCUAUAGUUAGUGCAACGUGCUUUGAUCUUAUCGAGGACCCCGAUUUUGAGGUCAGGAUGCAGUUCAGCAACGUCGUCCCUUAUGUUGUUAAACCUGGAGGAGCCGAUUCAGAUGAGAGCACGCAACAAAAUGUCAUUUCCAAGCUGAAAAAAGUGUUCCUUGAAGCGUCCUCGCAAGGCAACUGCAAACUGCAGGAGACGGUAGUUUUAACAAUUGGUCAACUGGGAAAAGUUGCCGAAGGGGAGCUAUUGCUUGUUGUUAUUGUGAGUUUGCUAGAGAGCCUGACUGCGCACUCUCAGCUUAUUAGAGCUGCAGCUUUCAAACAGGUCCAAGAGGUGGCCAGGUUUCAGGGCAAACAACUCAAGGAUUUGUUUGCUGGAUUCAAGCAACCGAUUUGUAAAUUUGUGGUAGAUGCAAUGGAUGAAAUACAAAGCUUGAAUCCCUCUUCUAAAGUUUCUUUGGAUGUUGUCUCAGAAGUUGCCAGUGUGUUUGAGUUUAGGGAUGUCCAUUCAUUUCUAAAGAAUACACUGCGUUUUGUAAUCCCCUACUUGGUCAAGAAAGCAUCGCCUUCCUCAUCGGCAAUCUUAAGACAUAUUGCUAAAGAGCUGAAGAUGAACAGAAGGGAGAUGCUGUUGGAGAAUUUCAAGUUUAUUUUUUCUUUCCUUGUGAGAACAUGUUCAGCAUCUGAGCUAGAGAAAGCUCUGGGUUAUGUACAGAAAGAGACGGAUGUAGAGCUUGGUAGCCUAUUGAGAUCGGAGGCCCAGAGUGUUUAUAAUCAGCUUUUACUGUAUCUAAGUGUUAGCUACAGCAAGGUGUUUAGUGGACUGGCAAUGCUGGCCUCGAAGGAUGACACUUACUCUGGGCCAAAGGACCUUAAAACUGAUCAACAUCUGGCUAAUUUUCUGCAAUCUAGACUGCUGGGUAUCCUGGCCUUCUACAACACUGUACUUCUAACAAACACUGAUCUGGAAGAGAAGAGAUUAGCUCUACAGAGUCUCACCAAACUGAUGCAAGUGAUGGGGCGGAAGUACAUCACUUACGUACGAGUGAAAGUCAUGGGUAUCCUGCGGUUGUGUCUGAGAUUCCAGGAUGAAGGCUUUCCUGAGCUAUCGUGUGAUGCAUGGGAGAACUUUGUGCGGAAUGUUGAACUCUCAAAUCUUGGGCCCAUGCUGAGCCAGAUCAUUGUGACCCUUUUACCAUAUCUGAACAAGCUUCCAGCAAGAGUUACACAGAUUUUCCACUUUCUGAUUGUUGAGAACAAAGCUGCUCUACAAGGUUAUUUUCAUGAGAUCUAUUUUCUACCCGAUAUUCCCGAACUACGCCGAGUCAGUGCAGUGCUGAGGACGUGUAGUGGGAAUGCUGCCAAAAAAAUGGACCUGCGAGCUCAGUUGAGACAAUCCCUGAAAGGAAUAUCUCAUGAAAGCGUUGAUGUGCAAAGGCAUGCAUUGUCAAAACUCAAACAGCUGCUUCAUGAUAACCAGGCCACCUUACAUGGUUAUGUCCUGAGUAAUGAAACCGUCGAUCCCAUCAUUCCGCAGCUAAUUAGUGUGCUCAUGUCCAGUUGCCGUGUGACUGAUGCUGAAGUGAAAAUUCUUGUCGCUGAAUGUCUCGGUGAGCUGGGGGCUGUCGAUCCUGGCAGACUGGAUAAGCUUACGCACGAUCCUGUGGAUGAACAAACAGUUUUUGAGAGCGGUUGUGAUGAUAAGGAGUUUGCUGUUGAGCUUAUUAAUAAGCUGGUACAGGCCUUCUUAGCAGCUCAUGAUACAAGAGCACAGGACUGCUCUGCCUAUGCUAUUCAAGAAGUUCUGUUAACGUAUGGCUGUAGUGAAUCAAAGAAGGACGGGGCUGGCUAUGACCUGUGGCAGAAAUUUCCAGAGCAUAUCCAAGAAGUUCUUCGGCCUCAUUUAUAUUCAAAAUACCUUAGCUCCAGCACUCCCAAUUGGUCUGGUCUCCCCAAACCGAUCUACAGAAGCACUAAGGGCAGGGUGUAUAAUGAGUGGGUCAGCACAUGGACAUCAUAUAUGAUCACCAAGGUCAAAGGCCAGAAACCAUCCCAUACAUUCCAGGCUUGCAGUAAAAUUUUUAAGCACGAUGUUAAGACCGCGUUAUUCUUGCUUCCCCACGUGCUGCUGUAUGUUCUGUUGGAUGGCACAAAAGAGGACGUCGAAGAGGUUUACGGAGAGAUCAUGGCAGUUCUCACUCAUCUGCAAAGAAACGAAGAGCUUCCUGCCCCAUCCUCAGAUUUCCGCCAGAUGAGUGCUCAGACAAUAUUUUCCGCCUUGGAUUAUUUGAACCGUUGGGCAAGAGCAAAGGCUUACAGAUUGGUCUUAAAGAAACAGUUGGUGACUUCCAAACAUCGAAACAGUCCGUCAGUCUCAGGUAUCCAAGAUGAGCAAAAAGCCGUGGAAAAGUUCCUGGAAAAAAUUCCCCAGGAUGUGCUGGCCUACGCAUCAUUCCACUGCAAGGCAUAUGCCCGUGCCUUGAUGCACUUUGAGGCAUUCAUCUCAAGUCAGAAGCAGGAUGUCCACCGCCAUUUAGGGUUUGUUCAGAAGCUCUACAUAGUUUUGGACGAACCUGAUGGAGUAGCUGGGGUUGCAGCCAGCAGGAAGCAGGAACCCACUCUCCAUGAACAGAUCCUCGAUCAGAAAAGCUCAGGGAAGUUGUGCGAUGUUUCUGCUCGUUAUGAGAGAGCAAUUCAAGAAGAACCAGAUGAGAUUGGACAUCACAAGGGCCUGUUACAGUGUUUUAUUGAUCUUGGUCAAGUGACGACUGCUCUCACUCAUGUGGAUGGAGUGGUUACUCGCAGACCUGAAUGGGAGAAGUCCCUGAAUGCGUACCGUGUUGAGGCUUCUUGGAGACUAGGACAGUGGGACUCACUUGAAAGUUAUCUUAAACUGGAAAGAGGUGUUGGUGACUGGGAUGUUGGAUUAGGACGGAUCCUGUUGGCUGCUAAAGAAAAGAAUGAGAAUGAAUUUAGACGUCAACUAAAGGUAGUUCGCAGUCAACAGAUGGGAUUCUUGUCCGCGGCAAGUAUGGAGUCUGGGUCCUAUCAACGUGGUUAUGAACACAUUGUGAGGCUGCACAUGCUUCGCGAGGUGGAGGAGGCAGUGCAGAGGAAUUUCCUUGUAGCAGCUGAUGGAAUCGAUACCAUAGGCGUGACAAAUAGCUGGCAGUCACGUUUGCACAUCUCACAGACAUCAUUUCGCACGAGGGAACCAAUCUUAAAUUUGAGACGAGUUGUUUUAAAACUGUUACCAAGUUCUGAGGAGUUACAGAAAGAACAAGGAAAAAGCUGGCUUCAAAGUGCAAAAGCAGCUAGGGUAGCGGGUCACGUCCAAACUGCUGACAGUUCGCUUUUAAGUGCUAGUGCCUUUGCUUUGCCAAGUUUAUGCAUUGAACGUGCGAAAUGGAUGGCCAGCCAGGGUGAUGUUCAUAACGCUCUGAUAAGUUUGCAACGGGCUGUCAGUGAACAGUGGCCACAUGGCAGCAGUACAGUGUCAGAUGGGGGACUGGACAGAUUCAUCCAUGCAAAGGCCUUGCUACUUAUCGGCCGAUGGAUAGAGGAGACGGCUCAUUAUGCAGCUAAUCGUGCCAUUCAACAGUACAAGGAGGUGACUGCACUUCAUGGUAGCUGGGAAAAUGGCCAUUUCUAUUUGGGAAAAUACUAUGACAAGCUGAUGUCAGCGUGUCCGGAAGGAGAAGAAAAAUCGAACAAAGUUUAUGUGGACUUCAUUCCAUUUGUUCUUAAACAUUACGGACUGUCUCUUCAGUUUGGAAACAAAUUUAUCUAUCAAUCCAUGCCUCGUCUCCUAACUAUUUGGCUUAACUUUGGCGCUACAGUUUCUGAUCAAGGUCGACAGACCAAAGCAUCUGAUAGAGGAGGAAAGAGGCAAAAGUUGGCGGAUUGCAACGAGAUCAUGUCAGAUCUGACCAACAAACUGCCGGCGUACCAGUUCCUCACAGCGUUCUCUCUACUUAUUUCUCGCAUUUGCCAUGCGAACCAAACGGUCUUUCAUAAGCUCGAGGAGAUCAUCGCCAAACUGUUAGUGACGUACCCACAACAAGCGAUGUGGAUGAUGAUGGCUGUUUCAAAGUCUUCUUUCGCCAUGAGAACAAAGCGUUGCUAUCAAAUCUUUCAUAAGGCAAGUUCGCGCGACAUUACGUUGAAAAAGUUCCUUGAGCACUCCACAAGACUAGCUGAUAGACUGCUUGAAGUUUGCAACAAGGAAGUAUCUACCAAAGGUCCUUCCAAAGACAAGUUGAGCAUGAGUCAUGACUUCUCUGUUCUCAAGAGGCUUGUGUCUGAUGGAGAUUUUAGUCCAAUUAUAGUUCCUCUCCAGUCUGCUAUGACUGUGACCUUGCCUUCAGGAGCCGGAAGCCAUCACGAUCACAAUCCGUUCCCAGGCUCGCUAGCUUGUAUCAUCGGCUUUGAGGACACGGUUGAUGUUCUAGCGUCUCUACAGAAACCGAAGAAAAUCACCAUUAAAGGCAGUGACGGAAACUCGUACACCAUGAUGUGUAAACCCAAGGAUGAUCUUCGAAAGGAUUGUAGAACAAUGGAAUUUAACGCCCUCAUCAACAAGUGUUUAAGAAAAGAUCCUGAAUCUCGACGAAGGCAGCUGCACAUUCGUACUUAUGCGGUGAUUCCUUUAAAUGAAGAAUGCGGACUGCUAGAAUGGGUACAAAAUACUCAUGGCUUAAGAAACAUACUCACGAAAAUUUACAAAGAGAAAAAUAUGUAUACUCGAGGAGCGGAGCUAAAAAAAUUAAUGGACAGAGCAGGAAACAAACCUGAGGACAAGAAACGUGUCUUCUUGAAUGAAAUCCUUCCCAGGCACCCUUCCGUUUUUCAUGAGUGGUUUCUGAAGACGUUUCCUAAUCCAACUUCGUGGUACAUGAGCCGCCUGGCUUACUGCCGAACGUCAGCGGUUAUGUGUAUGGUGGGUCAUAUCCUAGGUCUUGGUGAUCGCCAUGGUGAGAAUAUUCUGUUUGACGCUACCAGUGGGGCCUGCGUCCAUGUCGACUUCAACUGUCUGUUUAAAAAGGGAGAAACCUUCGAUUGUCCGGAACGCGUGCCAUUUCGAUUGACACAUAACAUUGUAAAUGCUAUGGGUCCUCUUGGAUACGAGGGAGUUUUUCGUCGCUCUUGCGAAGUUACCUUGCGUCUUCUGAGAAAUCAGUGCGAUUCUUUGCUCACUGUCCUCAGAACCUUUAUAUAUGAUCCACUUGUGGAGUGGCAGAGGACUAAGGGAAGGGAAUUACUUUCCGAGGCUUCAAAGAAUAAAGAAACAGGGGAAGUUACAAAUGAAGAGGGUCUUAAGAUUCUGAAAGAUGUGGAAAGGCGGAUCAAAGGCUUUGAAGGAACCAGUAAGAUCAUGAUUCCUCUCUCGAUAGAAGGACAGGUGCAUUACCUGAUCGAGGAGGCCACAAGCGAUGACAACUUAUGCCGGAUGUACAUUGGAUGGGCUCCUUUUCUCUAACGAAAAAAGGGAAGAUAUGUAAACAAGAGAUCUUUGUAAACCAUGGUAAAGAAGAAGGUUUUUUUUUUCAACGAACUGACUUGAGUAGGAAACGCGUUAUCGGAAUCCAAAUAUUUGUUUGCGAUAUUUUUAAGAUGGCGGCGAUACUGUAGGUUGAGUUCUAAGGGCCAUGUUUUCCCCACAUAUCUUCAUGCCUUAACGAAAAACUUAAGAAAUGUCACCGUGGAUAAAUGUUUUGUGACAGAAUUGUUCAAAUGAUUAUGACUCGACUUGCGUUUCUUGCUUCUUGUUAAAGAGAUAUUGGGUUAUAAAAUCACAAUUCUAGAAAAAUAA